This is a messenger RNA of Protopterus annectens (West African lungfish), 932 nucleotides long. RefSeq names its product glutathione S-transferase LANCL1-like. Bases 222 to 932 code for a protein of 236 amino acids. Gene Ontology annotation, cellular component: plasma membrane. Lineage: Eukaryota; Metazoa; Chordata; Ceratodontiformes; Protopteridae. The transcript has 6 exons. The record is from RefSeq and is a predicted model, not a curated record. Gene Ontology annotation, biological process: carbohydrate metabolic process; peptide modification.
GCAGUGCAUUGCAAUUCCUUAUUCAUAUACUGAGCAUUAAAGUUUUAUGAAUGUCUGUAUCCGUUUAGGACAGCUAAUAGGUUCAUUUUUCUCAUUAUGGCCCUGCACACUGUUGUGGGUUUGUUUGCAUAAGUUGCCGUAGAAGAUUCGAUUCUACCAGUGUGUUAGAAAAGGGAGUUAAAUAUGGCCUGAUUAUAUCACCUAGUGACACUCUUCUGCUGAUGCUACAAAUAAUUUUGUUGAACAGCAUGGACCAGAGAGCUUUUCCUAAUCCCUACAAGGACUAUGAUGGUACUGCAGCUUCAGUUCAGGAAUUUCUGGAUCCUACGGGAAAGCUAAGUGAAGCAUUCACACACCGACUGAGUGCCAAGAUCAAUGAGUUGUUGCAGCACAUGGAAGUGGGGCUAAAAACUGCUGAUCCUCGAGAUGGCACAGUGUACACUGGUUGGGCAGGGAUUGCUCUCCUGUAUCUGCAUCUGUUCAAUGUAUAUGAAGAUGCCGCCUUCCUGCAAAAGGCUCUAGAGUAUGUUUCUAGGAGCCUGAAGUCCCUUGAUCGGCGGUCCUUCACCUUUUUAUGUGGAGAUGCAGGGCCUUUGGCUAUAGCAGCUGUAAUCUACCACAAAUUACAGAAAGUGGAAGACUCAGAAGAAUGUGUCAAUCGUCUGCUUCAGCUGUACCCAUUGGUGGGAAAAGUAGAUACUCGGAUCCCUGAUGAGAUGCUGUAUGGACGUAUAGGGUAUCUCUACGCCCUAGCAUUUGUGAACGAACAGUUCAGGCAUGAAAAGAUUCCUAAGCAAUACAUGCAGCAGAUACUGGAGCUUCGUGGACUGUGGGUCAGUAUCAAGAAGCAGUGGAAAUUGACUAUGCCAAUUGCAUUCAAGGAUAAAGCCCUAACUACAGUCCAGGUGACCACUACUGGCUCUGCAGCAUGA